This is a messenger RNA of Sclerotinia sclerotiorum 1980 UF-70, 735 nucleotides long. RefSeq lists its product with no specific name. Bases 1 to 735 code for a protein of 244 amino acids. The transcript is spliced from 4 exons. The record is from RefSeq and is a predicted model, not a curated record. NCBI's taxonomy places the organism in Eukaryota, Fungi, Ascomycota, Leotiomycetes, Helotiales, Sclerotiniaceae.
AUGCUCAAACUUUGCGUAUCCAUUAGCUCCCGGCUGAUCAUGUGUGUAUUGAGUCUGGCUCUGACUUAUAAAUAUGUCGAAAUGUCAAGUCUCAGCCAUAACCAAAAGUACGACAAGAAACGAAAAGAGCCGCAUUUCAGGGAGGUUCCUCAUGAUGAUCUCAAGCCACAAAAUACUAAAGCGCUAACUGUCAGAUGCACCAUCAUAGAUGCCGAGAUUUAUGAUUUCGAUAGAAAUUUGAAACCCGUUCCUUGCAAAUCUGCAUUACACAAUUUCCUCUCUUCUUUUCCGUCCCAAGAACCGAACCAGAACACGCACAUGUUCAAGUCUUAUCCUGGGACACGAUCACCGUGGAGACUUCGACGAUUCGCUGGUGUGCAAAAUGUGGUAAUCCGUCUCACUCCAAUGGCUAAGCGCGGUCGUCCACAAAAUGUUUGCUAUGUCCUUAUAAUGGUCAGAUCCAUCCAUGCCGGAGGGAAAAAUACCGAAAGGUCAUCCAAAGAACUGCUCGGGUCUGCUGCCAAGACUUCAGGGGUAGUCAUAGGCCUUUUUCAUGGGUGCCACGAAGUCAACGAUAAGGUCAGUCAUAAUGCCGUCGGACGUGCUUGCCGAUUGACCCGGAAGGGUGGAACUGCCUUUUCAUUGAGUUGCAGCACAUUAGAGUGGAGAACGAGUCCAUUUUUUCUCUCUUAUAACAAGAGCAGCUACUCAUUAAAUCAAUGCCGAUAUGAGUGA